AUGGUGGAUUUCUCCAAGGAGUUGCUGUUGUGGCUCGAUGAGAUGAGUUCUUCCAGUGAUUUGCAGGAGGCAUUCGAUAUAAUUGGUGUAUUAGCUGAUGUGCUUUCUGGCGGCAUUACGAACUGUGAGGACUUUGUGCGCGCCGCAAUCAAUGCAGGGAGAGGCUGA
Prunus armeniaca (apricot) is the source of this 168-nucleotide messenger RNA. The record is from the annotation of a GenBank genome assembly. Lineage: Eukaryota; Viridiplantae; Streptophyta; Magnoliopsida; Rosales; Rosaceae.